CGCGUCGGCGUCGCUCUCGGUGUUUUCUUAUUUGGCAUCGCGAGCACGUGGCACCUCGGCAGUACCGACCAAGAGGAUUCGGGGUGAGGGACUCGUCCCGAUCGCGAGCGAGUUCGAAUCGAGAGCUGCUGGCCGCGAGAGUGUACAAAGUAUCAGCAGCCCUUUUUUUCCUCGUGUCUCAUUACGCGUUUAAUUUGGCAGAAUGCCAUUGAAUUUUCAUCGCCAAAGUACCGCUUAAGGAAGACUCGGUGACGAAGGGCUGAAGUGUCAUCGACUCUCGAGCUCUUUUCCGAUGCCUUCUCGCCAACCACGGCUGCUACCUUCCCGUACUAUUUCUUCAGUAACGGAUACCAAUGUCAGUGAUGCCCCGAUUCUCCUGAGCCUGGGAGCGCGAUCGUAGCCGAUCGAGCCGCGUCCGGUGACCGCGAAAGGGAGGCCGACGAAGGAAUGGGCCCUUGGGCCUUUGGGGUCUCGAUCGUCCUCAUCUCCGCAAUCGGACUCCUCAUCAAUGGCUACGUUCUUCUCGUCGUUUUUGGCUUCCGCAAACAGGCGCACCAACAACAGACGGCGAAUACACUGUUGCUGAUACAUCUCGGGGCGGUCGAGGCCGCGGUUUGUCUCAUUCUCUUGAUUUUUACGACCGGUGGGUGGCCGCUCUCCGGUAGCUGGUGCAUCGUUUAUGGCUUCCUGCUCGCGGUCCUUCACCCUGUGGCACUGUGGACGGUAACCGGACUCAAUUGCGACAGGUAUUGUGCCAUAGCGGCUCCGUUACAUUACGCCGCUCUGGUAUCCCCUCGCCGCGUCAGCUUCGGAUUGGCUGCAUCUUGGCUCGGUGCUCUCCUGUUAUGCAUACCACCCUUCUCAGGGAUCGUUCCCCCCUAUAAAUACAGUCCAGGACUGGGUUGUUGCGUGCCAGAUUUUGGCAACGACCGAUGGGGCAACGCCGCGACCGUUUACGGCGCUGUGUACGCUUUUCUCGGCCUCGCACUCCCCGCUAUACUCGUCACAGUUUGCAACCUCCGGGUCCUCGGAAUAGCACGCUAUCAUCGUCAUCGCAUCGCCAGUGCGAUUUACGAGGUCACUCUUAGCGCUCAAGUCACCAUAACUCAUCAGAGGAAUCCAUUUUUCGUACCUACGGUUACGAGUCCGGCGGCUGGUGGGCCACCACCGCGAUUUCACAGCGCAGCCAGUACGGUGAUGCAGCUCGUCGGAUCUCUGUAUCUUUUAUACGUGCCAUACUGCGCUUUCGUGCUCUGGGAAGCGGUCGGCGCGGCUCUGAGUCAUCAGCAGCAUCGCUUGCACGCCCAUCCGCGUUUGGCAUCCCUGGCGUCCCUUCUGCUGGCGAGUUCGCCCCCGAUAAAUGGACUUUUGUACGGUCUCAAGUCGCCGACUCUACGACGAUCGAUUCGCAAUUACUGGAGAAAGAAGGUGACAAAGUCCGAGCUCCAGCAGGAAAUUCAAGCGAGAACACCGAGCGUCGCUGGCUCGAGGCGACCCUCCGGAAGCGGUCCCGCUACCGCCUCCCUAUUUCCGUUUCCGCCGCUCCAGAGACGCCUCAGCGAGGCGCUCAUCAAUCUCGCCAAUACGAGAAACCCCAACGCCGCUACUUUCGAGAGUGGAAAUAUUGGAAGUUUUCAUCGUUCGAGGCUGCUUCAGCCUGCAGCUUCGUGCAACACUCUUCGGGUUCCGUCGACCGGCACAGCCCUCGAGUCAUCCGCCGAUAUCCGAGGAUCGAAAGUGAGGGCGAGCGCGAGUGCGGCGAGCCUCAUGGGUUCGCAUUAUCGCAACAGCGAUCUCGACGAAGCUAACGACCGACUCCGCAGCAAUCUCGAUGGGAUUAGCUCGAGCAACGAGAGCCCGAGGAUCCUGAUAACCCGAGCGAACAGUACUGGCGAAACCCGCCAAUCCGAGAGCCCGUUCGUUAUUCCUCGAUCUCGAAAUCCUCAAGAAAUCGGAUCCUCCCGUUGUCAGAUUUCAAUCCCGAUUGUCAAUAUUUUCUCGGACUUGCGCACAACGCCGAUAGAGCGCCGGUGGAGACACAUAAGCACCGAAAGCGACAGCAGCACCGGAAGCAGCGACGCCAGCAGCGUUUGGACCACCGGAGUUACACCCAAAAUAGCUAGGAUAGCAAAUUUGAAGAAUUGUAUAGAAAACUGGCCCUCGGGAAAGUGCUUCGAAAGGGUGAAAACUCUCGAGGAAGCUGGAACUUCCGUAACUGGAGUUCGCGAAACGAGCAACAACAGCGAAAGCAGUGAAGGCACCGAUACCACCACCACUCUGACUCUUUCCUCCAAAAUGGCCAAUCUCACGGCGAAUGAGAGGCUGCGAGAAACAAUGGAAAAAGGACAUUCGAGAGAAGCGAGGGACCAGCGGAGCGAGAGCGAACCUGAGAGUUGGAGCAGCUCCGAGGACGAGGCCGAAGCUAAUUCGACUAUUUUCGAGAUCAACGGGUCUCCAACCGUUGCGAGAGGGUGUCGCAAAAAGUCGAGAAACAACAGGCCGAGGGAUGAGCAAAAUAAAAAACGUGGAGUACCGGUCGAGUCGCGAGAAGGCGCACGUCAAAUGAGGCCUCUUUUGACUCUUUCGUAACUUUCAUUUUUAGUUCACUUUUCCUCGACUUUAGCUUGCCUUUUUGAAACGGUGCGAAAACUCUUCUUUCAUUUAUCCAUUCACCUCCUUUCACUAACUUUUUCCAUCUUCCAUCUCUUCACAGAUGAAACUUCAGAGUUUGUCAAAAAAUAACCUAAAAACAGAGUUUGUUUACCUUCGUUGCUUCGUCCGCUUCGUCCAGAGACAGAGUCUUGACGGAGUUUGAAAAAAAACCGUUACGUUCCAACGUUCCCAACUUCAACGUCAUCCCCAUCUGUCCUUUCCUAGCCGCUCUACUAUUUCGAAACAAUACGACAUAUCGUACAAGAUAUUAUAUUUUUCUACAUUGUUCCAACUUCUAAAGAAUGAAAAAAAAAAAACGUUCAGAGAAAACGGGGGACACGAGACGAUCACUAGCGACCUCUCUAAUAGUAUCGCAGUACGAUCGAUCGGAAAUGAAUUUUCGAAAAAAUGGAUUGUGGCAUUGAAUCCCGUUGUGUAUUGUGUAAAAGAAAAAAAUUGUGAAACUGAGCUCCGUCUUAGCAAUAUUUUCACAAUUCUACCGACUACCGUGUAUACAUUCACGUAGAGUUUAUUAUCCUGACGUAUUAUAAUAGGAUUAUUCUCGUGUAGAAAUCUGAUCGUCAUAGGAAAAUUUAGUCACUGUUGAGAAUAUGAUGUUACUCGUUGGAUUCAAAAAGUACAGUAAAGGAAACGAAACAACAGAAA
Venturia canescens is the source of this 3318-nucleotide messenger RNA. RefSeq lists its product as uncharacterized. Gene Ontology annotation, biological process: cellular response to light stimulus; G protein-coupled receptor signaling pathway; phototransduction. Lineage: Eukaryota; Metazoa; Arthropoda; Insecta; Hymenoptera; Ichneumonidae. The record is from RefSeq and is a predicted model, not a curated record. Gene Ontology annotation, molecular function: G protein-coupled photoreceptor activity. Bases 448 to 2589 code for a protein of 713 amino acids. Gene Ontology annotation, cellular component: plasma membrane. The transcript is spliced from 9 exons.